Molecule: messenger RNA, 1158 nt
Organism: Rotaria sp. Silwood2
Lineage: Eukaryota; Metazoa; Rotifera; Eurotatoria; Philodinida; Philodinidae
Source: the annotation of a GenBank genome assembly
AUGACAACUCGUUAUAGAACAUUUAAUUCCAGUCAUUUACAAAAAGCAUGGUCACUCUUGAAUGAUUAUUAUGAUUAUUGUUGUAUAGCACGUCAUCGUAAGAAAGUCGAAGAACAACUUCGUAAUGCUAAUAUUCCAUUGACAUAUGUUCCAUGGAAAUCGAUGGUUCGUACUUUACUUUGUCGACGUUUAUUUAGUGAUAAAGAAUUAAAAGAAAUGAAUGCUCAUACUGAUGAGUGUUGUACAGAAAUUGAUAUUGCUUCGAGUCAAGCUACGGUUAAUUUUCUACUUGAAAACAAUGAAAAAAACGAAAACUGUCUUACUGAAACAUGGUUUGAAAUUAAUCAAUUGAAAGAACGUUUUCAACAAGCUAUUAAGACUAUUCCGGUAAGUCAACAUGCACAAAGAGAAAUGUGCCAUAAAAUCUUAGGUUAUCCAACAGGAUAUUCGGAUGAAGAAAUAGAUUAUUAUUUUAAAAAAGACGACAAUGAUUCAUUGGAUUUAACCAAUGUUUUAUCAAUUGAUGAACAAAGUCAAAUGAGUACAGGUGAUCUCAUUGAAUUUAGUGGAAAUCGAUUACAUGAUGCAUUUUAUAUAUAUCGUUUACCGAACAAAGGUAUUUGGGCUCAAAUUCAACAAAUGUGGUCAAAACAUCAGAUCACCAAUUUCAUAUUUGAUGAUACAGAAACAGAUUCUAAACAAGAAGAGAUCAUUCUUGUUCCAGCCAUGGAUGAAUAUGGUUAUGGUGUUCCUUAUUUAUUUGCUACAAGGCCAACAGAAUUAUUACCUGAUGGUGCUCUUCAUAAAUAUGUUGACAUCAAUUGUCCUCUCGUAUCUAAGCAUAAACAAAAUCCAACAAUUGCACUCAUACAACAACAUCUUAAUGAACGUUUAAAAAAUCCUGUAUAUCAAGAUAAAUACAUGAAUGAAGAAAUGAGUGUAGAUUUAGAUAGAUUUCCACAAGAAUAUGUUGCUUUAGUACAUAUAAAUGAUGCGCCUAAAAAUAAUGUCUUAUGGGCACAACGUGCUCAUUACAAUGGCAAGGAAAGUGCUCGAGAUUUAAAUGAUAAUUUCGAAGUCUUUUUUUCACGUCGAAUUUUGGAAUCCGAAGAACAAUAUAAGCAGACAAAAACAAAACUUAAUGAAUCAUUAAAUUGA